AAAAAAAAAAAUAAAAAAAAAAUAAACCAACUUUGAAGCCUGGAAAAUCGGACUGAAAUAUCACCUUGUGACUCCCUCCCGACUUUGAAUCUUUUUCCUCCUUUUUCUUUUUUCUUCUCUGUCUCUCGGAUCUGAUACUACUGUUUACCCUUCCUACACUUGGAAGACCCUCAUUCACUAACCCACAUCCUCUUCCCCUACCCUCUUGAGCUAGGCAUCACUGUCAGCAGUGGCUCGCGCCUUGACUCAAACGAAAUCCUUUUUGUCGUUGACGAGUUGACAUCUCCAUACUAGUCGGGUUUACCCCAUACGACUAAGUACAGGUCAACUUAGAGACAAGGGAUAUCGUAUACAGACAAUACUAUACCAUAUUAUACCACCUACCCUAUAACUAUACUUCAUCUAAUACUUUAUACAUCAAUACUUUUGUGUAUAUUCUCUUUCGAGUCUCUUGUACUAUCUAGUACAUACCUACCUUUUAGGUAUUCUAGACGGUCCGGCACGUCAGCUCGGAGUUAACGGCAUUUACCACCCCUUACCAGGGAAUUUGGUGCUUAUUGACGAUUUCACGUUUACUCGUAACUGUCGAGCCACCUAUCUGCCUAUCGUGUACUUCAACGACUCUUCUAGCCACGUUACGGAAAUUAACGUCGUCAAGAUGUCGUAUAUGUCUCGAAAUAACUCUUCCGCUUCGCUCAUGGGCUUUUCUAUUCUCCAGCCAGCCGUGGGAGGCACUUUACAAUUCUUCCCUGCCAUGGGUUCUAAGCAAUUGGAUGAGUUGAUCAAUGCUUACGUCCCUGGCAAUGCUUCCAUUUCUGAGAAGCGCGCCACUGUCUCCAUGGAAUUCUUCCAACACGCCAUGCUCACCGGCGAAUCGUUCAAAUUCUUCACAGUUUAUCCAUCUCGUAGCUCUACGAUUGAAUCUCCCGCUGGCUCCACGAUCGAUUCCGGUUACGUGUCCAACUUCACAUCUCCAGUAAUAUCCGAGAGUCAAUGGACGCCAAGCAGCAGUGGAUCAGCCGCAUCUCCCACAUCCAAUGUUCAAAAGACGUCUUCUAAGAAGUUGAUUCCAUCUACUGACUUCUCUCACCUUCCUGGUAUGAAAAUACUAACCAAGGAUGGAAUGGACGUUACCAACUCAGCUUCCCGCGGGUGUAAGACUAAGGAGCAACGUGACCAUGCCCAUCUUAUGCGAGUUAUCAAGGCGUGCGAUGCUUGCAGGAGAAAGAAGGUACGUUGUGACCCGAGCCAUAAGAGGUCAUCGGGUUCCUCUGGGGCCAGGGUGACUAAGAAGGUAAAGAAGUCAGUUGCUGUAUCCGCGCCAUCAGCACCGGCACCUGCACCAUCACCAGCACCAACAUCAUCAGCAUCUGUAUUCGCGUCCUCGUUUGAUACACAUGCGGCAUCGCUAUCUUUUAAUUCAGUCAUGUCAGAGUCGCUAGUCGACCCAAACAUGGACUGGAACCAAUUUAUCCAAUUUGACGAGCAGCCAACCGAAGCCAUUCCGUAUGACUAUGACUUCUUCCUAGAUCCUGCGGGUUAUCUUUCACCCACAUCAUCGAACUCAUUCUCUGCAUCACAACCCAUCACACCUGCUCAAUCAUAUGGUACCGAGAACAGGCCUCUCGCUAUCAACGAAGGCGAAACCCAACUACCACUUCCACCUUAUUACAACCCAGGUGGUGAAGCUGGAAAUGAUUACGCCGACUUCAAUCUCUACUCACCAGGUUCUUCGACAUCUCUCGACGACGAUCCUGCACUAAUUAGAGAAGUUGCUGCCAUGCCCCAUCCGGAGUACUCAGAUUAUCUGAGCCGUCAGCAACCACUUGAUGGCAACUCUAGACAAAAGGGUAUCAUGUACCAGGACCAUAACUUCACCACGCAAUCAGGGACAUCGGCGGGCGCAGAAAGUCCCACGUCGCUCUUCUGGCAUGAACAGACAUCGUCACCAGAGCGGUUAUACGCCCACCGGAAUUACUUCUCUAGCAUAUCUCCAUCAAUUCAACCACCCAUUACGACACACGGCGAUAACGGCCAGACUAGUCAGAUACCGGAGUGGCAUGUUCCGACUUCCACGGGCGAUCCACACCUCAUACCACACGUGAGAGCAAACGGAAUGUUAUCUAUACCAGGCGGGACAGAUGUAUCGCCAACUCAACCGGGAGCAUCUCCUAGACUACAAGGCUUGCGGUCUAGAUCGCUUGCACCCUCUGGCGGAAUAAACAUAGACAGCUCGGUCGUAACGAACCGGCAAACUCAGAAGAGUUUGACGACUAUGUUGGCAACUAGCCACGACCCUUCAAUCUCUCCGUUCACUACUUCUCCAUCAACUACUACUUUGGCCACCACUUCUCGCUCCAACAACUCUCUAUCCCACAUUUCAGGAUUGUCUGCAACCAACAGCACCCCUGCAGAAACUCCCCACAGCCCGCUCAUUAUUCACGGCGGGAAACCAACAUCACGCCCUGCCGCCCUAGAAGGGUAUAUAGCAGGAAGCUUAUCCCCUGUGCCCUCUUCAUCGAAUGUGAUGCUUUUCAUGAAGUCUACGGUCAUUACAGUAUUCGAUGAUCAGAAUACAGCCGAUCGUUCUUCUCUCAUCAUGAGCACUGUCAGCCGAACGUUCCAGAGCAUUGCUGCAUUUAGUUUCCAGGCCAGAAUGGUUACCAGAAAUAUCUUUUGUGGCCUGGAAACUCUAUUCACGUCAUCGUUCGAGAACCAAGUGCUACGGUCCACCAUGAUACUCUCAGCCCUAGUUUCUGUUCUACAUGGGGCCUUGCCCUUAUCACCGUUCAAGCCGGUGCACCAAAAGAACACCACCCUAGGGAACAGUUGGAUUGGGACAGCCCUACACCCAAAGACACAACGCCGAUCGGAACCACAAGAAUGGAACUGGCUCAGAGAAGCUACGGUUGUAGCCUGGUUGCUAGCUAUGACUACUUUCGCAGCUGUUAUAUUAAGCUCGCUUUGUCAAUGGCAACAGCUGGAUAACAAAUCCAGAGAGCUUGGAUUCAUCCCCGCCCUAAUGGGGUGUUUGAUCAUCACCGUUGCUCAUACCAAUUCACGACAAAAAGGUGGCCCAGGCGUGGCCAUGCUGGAUCUGGCCACACGCCAUCCUUUUGCCGUGAAACGACUCCCCUCGAUGGCCAUGAGCCAUAUGAAGACGACACACAAUCGCUUAUCCCGAGGCCUUUCUGAACUGCAAAGUUACCUGAGAAAGAGCAUCUCUUUUCGACCAUCCGAUAAGUCCAUGACCAAAGGUCUGCUGUCCCGCUUGCCAGCCAUGAUGACGAUCACUUCGUGAUUGUUAUUUGGAUGAUGAUACAAGGGGGAUGCAUUUGCAUGCAUCGACGGGAUCAGCGUGCGUGGGAUUCGUAUUGCCUCGAAAAGAUGAUAUCCUUGAUGGGAAGAUAGUAGCGAAUGGCAAUUGGCUAGGAGUAAGCCUCGUAGUAGUACCAUAUGUGCCUACCUAGCUUGUAUGUAGAUAUACAAGCACCUACCUAGGUACAUACCACUGUGUAGUUAAGAAGGAAAAAAACUGAUGGUUGAGGGUCGGUCUAGCUGAUGAUGUCUGCGAGGUGGUGUUUUCCCCGCGCCUACUUAGACUAAUACGACCUUUGACUGCUUUUAUUAA
This is a messenger RNA of Hypoxylon fragiforme, 3631 nucleotides long. RefSeq lists its product as uncharacterized. The transcript is spliced from 2 exons. The record is from RefSeq and is a predicted model, not a curated record. Gene Ontology annotation, molecular function: DNA-binding transcription factor activity, RNA polymerase II-specific; zinc ion binding. Gene Ontology annotation, biological process: regulation of DNA-templated transcription. The coding region runs from base 659 to 3301 and encodes 880 amino acids. NCBI's taxonomy places the organism in Eukaryota, Fungi, Ascomycota, Sordariomycetes, Xylariales, Hypoxylaceae.